AAGAAUGAAUACGAAACAUGUAAACCUGUCGGUUGGGUAUUGUUUCGCGUGGAUUCCGAACUUAAGCGGCAAAAAGACUUGUUUAAAGAUUAUUUUAUAGACAUUCUUGACUUGUGGAUUGAAAAAAGGCAGCACUAUUUUGACCUGUAAAGCAACAAAUAUCUAAGUCUUAAAUCUAAUUGACGACGAGUGCACUUUGGUGGGUACACUGUUAAUGCAGCUUUCUGACUGCUUGUGGGACAAUACAUUUCACAUUUAGAACUGUAAUUUAUUGUCUUGAGAGGUUCCAAAGUGGCAUCUAGAGAUUUUAAGGCGUUAAACAUGGAACAAGAUGCAGAAAGCUCCCUAAAAAUGACAAUAAUGGUCGCUAUGGGCGUUGCUAUGCAGUUUUUUUGCGAAAAGUGCCAGAUUGAACUAUAUAAACCGAAAUUUAUAAUUAGCGCUACUUACCACCGUAUUCUAAGAUAAAUUUGUCGUCUGAAAACACGUAAAAGACGAUUCUUGAAAUUUUUUUAGGGGAAUCACCACCUUAGGUAAGAUUAUUACGCAAUGAAAAAUAUCAUUUGCGUAAAUUCACCACAAUUGAAGAAAUCUGGUUAAAAAAUUCACUGAAAAUAACAAAACUUAUCUUUGAAAAGAAAAAAAUAUAAAACAAAUCAAUUUCAGUGUUAUUUAGGUUCUGUAUAUAUUUCGAAUUGCUACCAAGCUAGUUAGCUAGUUAACUAAACUUUUUUUUAAAGUUAUCAAAAUGGAGUUUCUCUUAUUCGAAAACUUAGACGCAAACGAAUGUGUCUAAGAGUGAAGUCCAAAUUUUAAAGAAAACCUCCUAAAUCUACCAAUAGAUGCGAAUUAAUUUCUCAGAACAAACCCCGCAUUACAAUCGACCAAUGAGCACAAGUCAUCAACUCUUAUGUUCCCUCGGGAAAACGUUUGCCAUCAAUAUAUUAAGGAAAAAAGGAUGUCCUGAUAAUUUUCCACAUCUCUUACUAUUCGGAGUUCCCGCUGGUAAGAAAAAAUACGCUGGGAUCUUUCUUACGUCACACGGAGAGAAAAUUCAAAACUUGGUGUCUUUUUUUUAGACUUUCGUCAUGCUUUUUUUAAUUAAAUUUUUAACUUGCAUAGAAAUUUUAGAGAAAAGAAAGACGUACAUUUAAAUAAUUUAUCAUUCGAAAACAGAAAUAAGCAUGUAUCUAAAAAUUGCCAAACGAAAAAAAAUUUUCUUUGAUCAACAUGGACGUAAGCAUUGUCAUAUUUUUUUUCGGAGCUGUGGAAAGCUUUUGUGAUCACGAUAAAAAGGAGCCUUCAUACAUUUCUGCUACAACGAAUAUUUCCACUCGUUUUAAAGUCGCAUCAUCUGUUAAAGAGUAUUUCCAAAAUGGCUCCAAGCCACUUGAAAAAAUCAAAAAAAAACUACAGAAGGGAAUCACAUUUUCUGAAGAUUUCAGUAUCCCUUUUAAUUCAACACCAGUCAACAGAAGUCAGAUUUCUAAAGCAUCGUUUAAAGGUGGUAAAAUCACAUAUGUCAAAGUCUUAGAACAGUUUAACUUUGAUGGGUCCAAUGAAAUACCUGUUUUGAUUUCUACAACCUGGUCUCAACAUGAUUUAGCAAAAAGCAUCAAUCAUACUUCGGAAGAACUUGCACAAUCUGUUUUAGAUGGUAACAUUUUAAAUGUGACCAUGUCGCUUGAAUGGAAGACUGGAUACAAAGAAUUGGGUAAAGACAAAUCUACCCCACGCGGUGAGACUGUAGAGAAAUUCUCGAAGAUAUGGAAAAGAAGUGGCAUUCCGGAAUUUACAAAUGGACAGAUAAGUGUGGCGACGAAUAACAAAAGUAGCGUUUAUCCUUGUGGCGUUGUUAUUGAAGGGUUGACCAAACAAGCUUGUGAGGAUGAUUCUUGGCCAAAGAUAACGUAUGUUCAUCCACUUGAAAAAUUUCUUCCUUUCGAUCAAAAAUGGUAUCAGUUUGAUACGAAACCAACAGCAAGUGGAAUAACUUCAAAUAUCUCAUAUGGAUUCAAUAGAACUGGAAAUACCUACUUCAUCAAUUUCACAGUUUUAUUCAGCAUUUGGACAUUUGAUUUUCCGAAUGGAUUUCUGUAUAACUAUCGAGAUCAAAGCUUUGUAAAUGAAAAGACCAUGUUAGAAAUAUUUUAUUGGAAGACAGAAGUUGUAAAACCAGAAUGCCCUCUUCCUACAUACUUGCCCACAAUUUUUUAUCUUAUGAUUGGACCAGCAACAGUCCUUGUGCUUUCGUUGGUUUUGAGGUUACUCACGUGUUCAAAGCAUGCAUUUAACAUAAAAGUUUGGCAGUUCAAAAAUAAAAACAAGAAUGUAGAUGAAGUAUUCUCUGAAUGGAAAAAGAAGUCACAACGAAUUGCGAAAGAAAAAAAUCAAGAACGAGCAAGGGAUAUGUUGAGAAAAGACGGUUUCGACCUUGAUUACGUGGGGCCUGAAAAACAAAUUUGAACUUGUGUCUCCCUGUGGCAACAACAAAAAAAUUUCUACACUAGAUUGUAGAAAUAUUUUCAUUAUAUUUCUAAGUUUGAAAAGAUAUGUAUUCACGAAGUAAAGUUUUGUAAAUAGUAAAUAUUUUGCACUUA
Messenger RNA from Hydractinia symbiolongicarpus, 2600 nucleotides. RefSeq lists its product as uncharacterized. NCBI's taxonomy places the organism in Eukaryota, Metazoa, Cnidaria, Hydrozoa, Anthoathecata, Hydractiniidae. The transcript is spliced from 8 exons. The record is from RefSeq and is a predicted model, not a curated record. Bases 1231 to 2466 code for a protein of 411 amino acids.